AAAGCCGCAAAAGCGCUCGUCAAAUAAGAAAUAUAAAAAGGACACAUUCAAAACAUCACAAUUCUACAAAAUAAAACAUAUUUUACAUAAUUAUUUACUCGCAAGUAGAAGAUUUAAACGUGUUGGCCGGUGAUAUCAUUUCAUUCCUGCAUCUAUAUAUACAGGAUCUCAUCCUCAUAGUUGUUGCACACUUGAUAAAUAUAUAGCACAUCCUCCUCCUCCUCCAUUCUUACUACUACAUUUCUUCACCAAGCCAUUAAAUUAAUUUAUAAUUAGAAGAAGAGGAAAAAGGCUUGGUUGAAAUGGCACUUGCUAAAGAAAUCAUGGGAUUUUCUGUCCUGGAGAAAUCUUCAUUUGUCACCUCAUCAAACAUUGUUUUGUUUAAUAAUAAUUUCAGACAGAGAACUAAGAAUCAUAGGUUCUGUGCUACCCCAGUUGUUGUGUGUUGUUCUGACAACAAGAGGUUUCAGAGGACCACUCCUUCCGCUGCUGUUACUGAUAAUCUGGUCAGGGUGGCUCCUGAAAAGGCUGUCAGAUUCAAGGUCAGAGCUGUGAUUACGGUCAGAAACAAAACUAAGGAGGAUUUUAAGGAGACUCUUGUCAGACAUGUUGAUUCUUUUGCUGACAAGUUUGGAAGAAAUGUGGUGCUGCAGCUUGUCAGCACUCAAGUUGAUCUCAGAACUGGAACACCAAAGAAAAGUAAAGAAACUGUAUUGAGGGAUUGGUCUGAAAAGUCAAAUGUGAAAGAAGAGAGAGUGAAUUACACAGCAGACUUUGUGGUGGACUCAAAUUUUGGAGUGCCAGGGGCAAUUACAGUGAUUAACAAGCACCACCAGGAGUUCUUUAUGGAGAGUAUCACCAUUGAAGGAUUUGCAUGCGGUCCGGUUCAUUUCCCUUGCAGUUCCUGGGUUCAAUCAACCACUGAUCUUCCUGGGAAACGAAUAUUCUUUUCGAAUCAGCCAUAUUUGCCAAGUGAGACGCCAGCAGGGCUGAGAGCAUUGAGGCAAAAAGAACUGAGGGAUUUGCGGGGUGAUGGCAAAGGCGUUAGAAAAUUGUCAGACAGGAUAUAUGAUUAUGACGUGUAUAAUGAUUUGGGAAAUCCUGAUAAAGGAAUUGACUUUGUUAGGCCAUCACUUGGAGGUGAAAAAUGCCCAUAUCCACGACGGUGUCGCACUGGACGCCUUCCUUCCAAUAGUGAUGAUCAUGCAGAGAGUAGAGUGGAGAAGCCAUUGCCCAUGUACGUGCCACGAGAUGAACAGUUUGAGGAGUGUAAAGCCAAUACAUUCUCAUUUAGUAGGCUUAAGGGCAUGCUUCACAACUUGCUGCCAGCUAUAACAGCAAAGUUCUCACCAAAGAACCCUGACUUCAAGGGGUUCGAACAGAUUGACAGCCUCUACAGCGAAGGUCUUCCCCUCAAUCUAGGAACACAAGAUAAAUUUUUGGAGAAGUUUCCUAUGAUGAAGGGAUCAAGGCAAGCCAAUCUUCUGAAAUAUGACAUUCCCAUGAUAACUUCACAGGAUAAAUUUGCAUGGAUGAGGGAUGACGAAUUUGCUAGGCAAGCAAUAGCAGGGGUUAACCCUGUUGCCAUCGAAGGACUUACAUCUUUUCCACCAGUGAGCAAACUUGACCCCGAGCUUCAUGGUCCUCAAGAGUCUGCUCUUAAAGAAGAACAUAUUAUUGGCCAUCUUAACGGCAUGACAGUACAAGAGGCUUUGGAGGGAAAUAAACUUUUUAUUGUGGACUACCAUGACAUUUACCUACCAUUUCUUGACAAAAUAAAUGCCAUUGAUGGUCGUGCAACAUAUGCAACUCGCACCAUCUUUUUCUCAACUCCUUCAGGCACUCUCAAGCCCAUUGCUAUUGAGCUUAGCUUGCCUGGUCCUAGUUCCAGGGCAAAACGAGUGUUCACACCUCCAGUAGAUGCCACUACUAACUGGCUGUGGCAGCUUGCAAAAGCACAUGUGUGUUCCAAUGAUGCCGGAGCGCAUCAACUCGUAUAUCACUGGCUGCGUACACAUGCAUGCACUGAGCCAUUUAUCAUUGCGGCGCAUAGGCAACUGAGUUCAAUGCACCCUAUAUAUAAGCUUCUUGACCCACACAUGAGGUACACCCUCGAGAUCAAUGCUCUAGCUCGCCAGAAUCUGAUCAAUGCUGAUGGUGUUAUUGAGGCAUGCUUCACCCCUGGUCGUUACUGCAUGGAGAUCAGUGCUGCUGCCUAUAAGAAUUGGCGCUUUGAUCUAGAAGGACUACCUGCUGACCUCAUCCGAAGGGGUAUGGCAGUACCGGACUCCACACAGCCGCAUGGUGUGAAACUCCUACUUGAUGACUACCCAUAUGCUGCUGAUGGACUUCUAAUCUGGGACGCUAUCAAUAACUGGGUACGCACCUAUGUGAAUCAUUACUACACAGACUCAAACACAGUCUGCAACGACAGAGAGCUCCAGGCCUGGUAUGCAGAAUCAAUUAAUGUGGGGCAUGCUGAUGUGCGCAACGAAAGCUGGUGGCCUCGAUUAGCCACCAGUGAUGAUCUCACUUCCAUACUCACCACCAUAAUCUGGCUUGCAUCUGCACAGCAUGCUGCCCUGAACUUUGGUCAGUAUCCUUAUGGAGGUUAUGUUCCUAACCGGCCACCACUGAUGCGGCGUUUAGUCCCUGAUGAAAAUGAUCCAGAAUACGUCAACUUUCUCUCUGAUCCUCAGAAAUAUUUCCUUGCUUCUAUACCAAGUAUGCUACAGUCAACGAAGUACAUGGCUGUAGUGGACACAUUGUCAACGCACUCGGCAGAUGAAGAGUACAUUGGGGAGAGAAGUAACCCCUCUAUCUGGUCUGGAGAUGCAGAAAUCGUGGAGGCAUUCUACGAGUUCUCAGCCAAGAUCGGACAUAUAGAGAAAGAAAUCGAGGAAAGAAACCGCGAUCCAAAACUCAAAAACCGGUGUGGUGCUGGAGUGUUACCAUACGAACUACUGGCACCAAGUUCUGGUCCUGGAGCAACAUGCAGGGGUAUUCCUAAUAGUGUAACUAUAUAGAAGGUUAAAUCAGGUGGAAAAUUUAAUUUUGUAGCAGUCCUAUAAAAGCUAGAUGUGGGAUGGCACUAGUUGUCAAGUAUAAGUGUGUUGGGUGUAUAUAGAAUACAAGUAUAAAAAAGUUGAAUUGGACAUGUCCUGCACCUGCAAUGCAUAGAAAGUGGUGGCUUAAUACAGGAAACACCUUUAUGUAUAGAAUGUUCAACUUGGUAGGGGAAUUGUUAUAUAAGAAAUUCUUUGAUUUUACA
Daucus carota subsp. sativus is the source of this 3271-nucleotide messenger RNA. RefSeq names its product linoleate 13S-lipoxygenase 3-1, chloroplastic. Gene Ontology annotation, biological process: lipid oxidation. Gene Ontology annotation, molecular function: metal ion binding; oxidoreductase activity, acting on single donors with incorporation of molecular oxygen, incorporation of two atoms of oxygen; protein binding. NCBI's taxonomy places the organism in Eukaryota, Viridiplantae, Streptophyta, Magnoliopsida, Apiales, Apiaceae. Bases 303 to 3026 code for a protein of 907 amino acids. The transcript has 8 exons. The record is from RefSeq and is a predicted model, not a curated record.